AUGAAGGUAGUCACUUCAGACCGAUGUUGAAUACUAAGAAGAUUCUCAUCGAGGAAACAUGUAAUGUUUAUGAGAACAUGAAAAUAUUUUAUUUUUGAGCAGUUGCACUUGCAUAAUAUCGUCGACAUUUGUAGCCACUUGCUAUUAUUUGCUCCAGUUCCAGUUUCCUGAGCCUGACGCACACAAACAGGUCCAUCAUUCUUGCGUGAGUUUGUUUGAGGUGUGUUGCAGGAAGCGAACCUUCCUCAGACUGAUGGGGGUGAAAGGUGGAAGCCUGAUUUCUUUCAACGGAGACUGGCGAGGACAAGUAUUUUCUAUGUCUGAGCAGCGAGCCUCGUUCUUCGUGUCGUAUGGCAUCAUAUGAUAAAGUUUCUCAUGGCAAGAUUUCCUCAGAACAACCAAGAUCGUAAAACAAAAGCAACUAGAUGACACCAAACAAUUACCAUCGCCUCAAGCCAGCCAUGCACUUGCACAUUAUUCGACACUAACCCAGCCACAGGUAUGUGUUCUACUCCUACGAGCAGGCUGUGCGUGCGUCCUUGUAUUUUUGGUGUUGAAGAUGGAGUAGGCGACCUCUUUUUGCUCACACAUUGUGAAGAGGGUUGGAGAAGGGCUUCCUGUCAUAGACGGACUCUAGUGAUGAAGGGUACUUUUUUCAUUUUCUGACUUUUUUGUGUGGCUGAGAAGCGAGUACAAACCUUCUGCUCGUUUAUCGUCUUUAUAGCAUUUAGAUUACACGAAAAUACUUGCACGAUCAGCCCAACAUCAGACAAAAAAUAUCAUAGCUACGAUGAACUCCUAAAAUAGGUUAGUAUAUUCUUAAUUUAGAGUUCAACAUUAUUCAUCAAGUCAACAUCUACACUGUCAGCUGUUUACGCUACAUCUAAGAACAGGUGGUCCUACGUUGCAAAGACAUUCUUUUUGGAGCUGUCGAGAAAGCAGAGAGAGUUUUGAUGCAGGAUUUUGA
Amoebophrya sp. A25 is the source of this 967-nucleotide messenger RNA. The record is from the annotation of a GenBank genome assembly. Lineage: Eukaryota; Dinophyceae; Syndiniales; Amoebophryaceae.